AAAUAGAUCUGUUGGCAUUUGUUUUUGCGUCCGGAAGAUCCACCUCAGUUGUACGAAAGACCAUACUAUGAUUAUYACAUUACCUUCGCUUCUGUUGGUGGUAGCCCACUUUGUCGUCUUCGUUUCGGCCUUCUUGAACGUUCCCGAAAGAAUGAUACCGAUUCAACAACACCGAAGAGAAACCAUCAACCAACAAGUYUCCAUUUCCGACAAGACGAUUAUAACAGGCGAUAAKGAUCUUAUUCGUAGGAGUAGAACUUAUGAGCUAAAGGCUGGACUGUUUGGCAACCACGACCCGGUAAAAAGUCCCAACAGUACACAUAUAUCUCCCACUUCCGUGAGUGUCGUCAUAWUACCUUGACAGGUCAUGCCCACUCUAAUGCCCACUCUUAGUUCGUUAAGAAUAGAGAAACAUUUUCUCGCAACRCAGAAAUCUCACUUCGAUUUCAUUGCUUCUUCCCUUUAUGUUACUUUCGAUACUAACGUGAUCACAAAGGAUUGGCAAAUCUACGUGGACCAAUCAAAGGCCUCCCUCGAUCGCGGCGGGGUCGCUACCUUUGACGCUUUUUUUAGUUUGUGCGAUCAGUACGGAGGAGGGGGCCAAAACAACAACACAGAUGCCAUUGAGGUUCAGGUCAUUCCAGCAAUCUUGCCGAAACCGGUCGGAGGGGGAAAGGCACCGUGGAUCCGGUGCAUCUGGAACACAAACAAGAAAGACAUCGUUCGGCCGUCACCYAACCUGGAUGUGAGCAACGUUGAUUCGGUUGAUAAGGUAUACCGAGUAUUGACCAAACAUCUUGGAGUAGAGGUGCGUGGGUGUUUUGGUUUGUAUACAGCAUGGCACAACUCGUUUGAGCAAUUCCAAUCUAUCCCAAAACAUCACUCUCACAUCCCACUUCGUUUCUGAAUUGCAUACUUGUACGUAGAAUAUCAGCCAGGAGGCAUGCGAAUGCCUCAGGUGGAAAUACAAGGGGAAUGCAUUUCUCGAAUCCGGGGAAAUCAACCCGGCAAUCAAUGCCUACAACGAAGCCUUGUCCAUCUGCGAGGAAUACAAUCUCGACGACCAAAAAAGCGACAAGAGCGCUAUUAUGCUGCAACAGCAAGAGGGAAKCAUUCUCCUACUUCGUGCCUCGGCCUUUCUAAAACAGGCCCAAUCGCACAAGGAAAUAUUGCAAGCAGAAUUCGUCGACGAUGAGGAAACGAAAUCACGGAGUUCCCAAGUAUUACAGGCUCUCUUCUCGGAUACCUUGGCACCACCCGCUUUAUCUACGUUAUCGGAUCCUCGUCUACAAUCAAAUAAAGAAGAAACUUCAUCUGGACUAAGUGUUGCAAGUAAUGAUGUCGAUGACGACCAAAAGAAAAGAACCAACAGUAUGGUCACGGAGGGGGAGAAAGAUGCAGCAAAGACUAGGACUGAGAASGACGAUGAACCACUGCCACCGUCAGUUGACGUCCACAACAGCAGAGAUGAAUACGUCGACACUGAUCCACAGACAGCCAGUCGUCUUGCGAUGCUCCGCAAACUCCAGAGAGACGGGAUCUUUGAGGARGCUCAGCUACGAAAGCUCCAAUACCGACACGGGCUCUAUCAGAUAUCCUUGCUGCAGGCGGCACGGGAUGCUCUCAGGGCGACCGAGGUCCUCCCGGACUACUCAAAAGCCUGGUUACGAGCGGGAGAACUCCUGAGCGACCUCUGGAAGAUCAAAGAGAGUAGACAAUACUAUGAAAAGGCCCUUUCGAUCGACGGUUUUCUGGAGGAAUCCAUCGAACCUAUCCUUCAGGAGCUCGAGGCUCGCCAAGAAUUGCUCGAUCGGGCUUUUGCCAGCGAAGAAUUUCCGGAAGAUACUCUCCAGCUGGCGUUGGACAUCGCUGGAUGAAUAUGUCUGAUGAACUUGGAUGUCAUGGUUCGUUACGAUUGGUAAAAGAGUUUGAAAGUGAAACCCCAUCGUUCCUUUCUUGUCUAGUCAUAAUGUAAAGAUCUUGCAUUUGAAGGCCCGAACGUCGCGAAGGAUCCGUAAUAAGAUUUUGUGCAACCG
Molecule: messenger RNA, 2036 nt
Organism: Pseudo-nitzschia multistriata
Lineage: Eukaryota; Bacillariophyta; Bacillariophyceae; Bacillariales; Bacillariaceae
Source: the annotation of a GenBank genome assembly